Messenger RNA from Perognathus longimembris pacificus (Pacific pocket mouse), 1067 nucleotides. It is a transcript of the gene Tvp23c, whose product is annotated as trans-golgi network vesicle protein 23 homolog C. Bases 16 to 717 code for a protein of 233 amino acids. The record is from RefSeq and is a predicted model, not a curated record. Gene Ontology annotation, cellular component: Golgi membrane. NCBI's taxonomy places the organism in Eukaryota, Metazoa, Chordata, Mammalia, Rodentia, Heteromyidae. Gene Ontology annotation, biological process: protein secretion; vesicle-mediated transport. The transcript is spliced from 7 exons.
GGCUCAGCUAGAAGAAUGACUCCGGUGGCCCCGAGCAGCUCGGGGCUGGGGAGAACUCUUUGUCCACACCGAGCCAGAGCCGGGCGGGCACCGUGCUUGAAUGCAGAAAAGCUCUGGGACAGUAAUGAUGACACUGAAGAUGUUUCACUAUUUGAUGCAGAAGAAGAGACAGCUAAUAGACCAAAAAAAUCUAAAGUCAGACAUCCAGUGGCAUCCUUUUUCCAUUUGUUUUUUCGAGUCAGUGCAAUUGUAGUCUAUCUUCUCUGUGAAUUCCUCAGCAGCAGCUUUAUUGCCUGUAUGGUGACAAUUAUCUUGUUGUUGUCAUGUGACUUUUGGGCUGUGAAGAAUGUUACAGGUAGACUAAUGGUUGGCCUCCGUUGGUGGAAUCAUGUUGAUGAGGAUGGAAAGAGCCACUGGGUGUUUGAGUCCAGAGAGGCAACUCCUCAAGAUAAUAAAACUGUUUCAGAAGCUGAAUCAAGAAUCUUUUGGUUAGGACUUAUUGCCUGUCCAGUGCUGUGGGUGAUAUUUGCCUUUAGUGCUCUCUUCUCCUUCAGAGUCAAGUGGUUGGCUGUGGUUAUUAUGGGUGUGGUGCUGCAAGGUGCCAACCUGUAUGGUUAUAUCAGGUGUAAAGUGGGCAGCAGGAAGAACUUAACUAGCAUGGCUACCUCGUAUCUUGGAAAGCAGUUUUUAAGACAAAAUAUUGAUCAGACUUCCUGAAUAGAGAAAAAAGCUUCUGUGAUCUGUUGUAUUGAGGAAGAACUGAAGAGAUUGUUGUAGACUGAAUAGUUUAGAGCUAAACCAUAUUGCAAAGUGGAGAUAGGGCUUUGUUUUUCCACUUGAGAAGUUCAUUUAAAAUUUUUUUUGUUUUCAUAUUAAGUUUCUAUUUUCUUUCUACUGAGUUGGGUUAGGAAGUAUGGUGUCACUAGAAACCUUGUCAGAAUUUUCUGAUAUAUAUAUAUAUAUAUAUAUAUAUAUAUAUAUAUAUAUAUAUAUAUAUGCACAUUAUCUUAUAAUGGCUAUAUCUCAGAUUUAUAUAUGUAACAGAAAUCUUUGCAUUUUGAUGUGUA